Messenger RNA from Recurvomyces mirabilis, 357 nucleotides. RefSeq names its product ubiquitin-like protein atg8 (gene ATG8). The record is from RefSeq and is a predicted model, not a curated record. Gene Ontology annotation, biological process: cellular response to nitrogen starvation; macroautophagy. Gene Ontology annotation, cellular component: cytosol; autophagosome; fungal-type vacuole membrane. The transcript has 3 exons. Lineage: Eukaryota; Fungi; Ascomycota; Dothideomycetes; Mycosphaerellales; Teratosphaeriaceae. Gene Ontology annotation, molecular function: phosphatidylethanolamine binding. The coding region runs from base 1 to 357 and encodes 118 amino acids.
AUGAGGAGCGCGUUCAAGGACGAGCACACGUUCGAGAAGCGCUCGGCUGAAGCGACCCGCAUACGAAGCAAAUACAGCGACCGCAUCCCAGUCAUCUGCGAAAAGGUCGAGAAGUCGGACAUCGCGACCAUCGACAAGAAGAAGUACCUCGUCCCCGCCGACCUCACUGUCGGCCAGUUCGUCUACGUCAUCCGCAAGCGCAUCAAGUUGUCGCCCGAGAAGGCCAUCUUCAUCUUCGUCGACGAGGUCCUGCCGCCCACCGCUGCGCUCAUGAGCUCCAUUUACGAGGAGCACAAGGAUGAGGAUGGGUUUCUUUAUAUCACCUACUCCGGCGAGAACACCUUCGGCGAGGCAUAG